CUGCAAAAUCAUAAUGCUGUUUCUUACUUUUCUUAAUAAUAACAACAGCUUUUGUUGUUGUUGUUGCAUCUUUCUCUCUCUAUAGUGAUUCAGAAGAGAGAGAGAGAGAGAUUAGUUACCUACCAAAGUAGAGUAACACUUAUUUUUCACACACCUUUGGUUCAUAAAGACUCAAACUUUCUUCAUAAAAACUUGGUGGGUGGUUAUUAAUGAUCCUUGCACCAGUUCUUCAUUACAUGAAGAUUCUCAACUUGGUUGUUAAAAAAUGUUGGUGAAUGAGGAGGACAAGUUUCAUGUUGUGGAGAUAGAGAACAAUGGUUGCCACCGGAGUAGCGAGGGUGACUCCGGUGACAGGUCAGAUGAGGAAGAAGUGAAAAGGUCGGAGAUUGUGGGAGUGGAUGAGAAACAAAGAGGCUCCACUGAUUCAUCAGAUGAAUCUGUGGAGUUGGAUCUGGAUGGUGUUGUGGUAGCGUCUGAUGUUGAUGUUAAGGUGCAUUUGGAUAAGGUGGAGAGAGAUUGUAGGAUUUGUCAUCUUAGUAUGGAUAUGACAAAUCAUGAAUCUGGGAUUCCUAUGGAGCUUGGAUGCUGUUGUAAAGAGGAUUUGGCUGCUGCUCAUAAACAUUGUGCUGAGGCUUGGUUCAAGAUUAAGGGAAACAAAACUUGUGAAAUCUGUGGAUCAGUAGCACACAAUGUAGCUGGUGCUUUUGAAGUUCAAACGACAGAACAGUUGAAUGAAGCAAGUGAUCCCUCUAUGGUACUACCAACUGGACCUUCACCGCCAAUCGAAACUCGAAAUUUUUGGCAGGGACACCGGUUUUUGAAUUUUCUUCUAGCAUGUAUGGUGUUUGCAUUUGUUAUAUCAUGGCUUUUUCACUUUAAUGUCCCCUCUUGAAUUCUUAUGUAACUUGAAGAUGAAGCAAAGGUAUCAUGAUAGAGGGUUAUUAACUCAGGUAAUAUCUCUCCAUAGUUUGAUUUGGAGCUGUUUUUUUUACAUAUGUGUAUUUUUGAUGUAUUAUUUAUCUUAUUUUGUUCAACCUACAAUAGUAUCAAAGGUUGUUUCCUUUUAUGUAACAUCGAUGCUUCAUAUCAAAGACGUGUUUAGUGUUGGACAGGGUCAGUGCCCGAUACUAACAUGAUAACACACGAGGUUAUGUAUAUUAUUCUAGAUUUUCAAAUUAUUACAGAUGUUGAUGUUA
Lathyrus oleraceus (garden pea) is the source of this 1196-nucleotide messenger RNA. RefSeq lists its product as uncharacterized. Bases 266 to 892 code for a protein of 208 amino acids. The record is from RefSeq and is a predicted model, not a curated record. The transcript is spliced from 2 exons. Lineage: Eukaryota; Viridiplantae; Streptophyta; Magnoliopsida; Fabales; Fabaceae. Gene Ontology annotation, molecular function: zinc ion binding.